Messenger RNA from Xiphias gladius (swordfish), 684 nucleotides. It is a transcript of the gene fgf5, whose product is annotated as fibroblast growth factor 5. The transcript is spliced from 3 exons. NCBI's taxonomy places the organism in Eukaryota, Metazoa, Chordata, Actinopteri, Istiophoriformes, Xiphiidae. The record is from RefSeq and is a predicted model, not a curated record. Gene Ontology annotation, molecular function: fibroblast growth factor receptor binding; growth factor activity. Gene Ontology annotation, cellular component: cytoplasm. Gene Ontology annotation, biological process: cell differentiation; positive regulation of cell population proliferation; positive regulation of gene expression. The coding region runs from base 1 to 684 and encodes 227 amino acids.
AUGAAUGUUCCCCUUUACCUUCUGACCUUCGCUCACUUGAUUUGCGCCGCCGCCGCCGCCGCCGCCGCGGGAGGGCACGUCUCUUUGGAGGAGGGGAUCCGUUCGGGACGCAGGACCUGCAGGCUCUACUGUCGGGUUGGCAUCGGCUUCCACCUCCAGAUUCAUCCCGACGGCAGAGUCAACGGCAGCCAUGAGCCCAACCAGCUGAGUGUUCUGGAGCUCUUUGCGGUUUCUCAGGGGGUCAUCGGCAUCAAAGGGGUCUACAGUAACAGAUUCCUGGCCAUGAACAAGAGAGGACGGCUCCACGCCACCGAAUGGUUCACAGACGACUGUAAGUUCAGGGAACGUUUCCAGGAGAACAGCUACAACACUUACGCCUCAGUAAUCCACAGGAACCACAGGACUGGUCGCGAGUGGUUUGUGGCCCUCAAUAAGAGAGGGAAAGCUAAAAUGGGCUCCAGCCCACGGGUGAAAUCCCAGCAUGUCUCCACCCACUUCUUGCCAAGGGUCAGCCUGCUUGACAAGAGCGAGCGAGGCUUCACCAUCACCAACAGGAGCAAAGAGAGGAGGAAAUUGCCGCCGCCAGCGCCGCCCAAACCUCCUUUGGCCAAGGCUAAUGUCCACGCAGGAGCGGCACCGAGACGUACGCAAGUCAAGUACUGGCCCAAAUACCGGUUUGGAUAG